CUAACCGUCGUUUGUUUUGCACUUACACAUACGAAGCGUAUGAAUCGCGUGAAAAAAUCGUUCGAACAACAAGCGUCAGGACAACAAUAUUGUUUAUUUCGUGAUUAAGUUUGCUCCGGAAACAGAAAAACAUAUUUGCCGAUCGGUGAUUAUCGUGGUCAGUGAUAAAGAAAGUUUAUUUCUACUGUGGAAGAGCGCUGUGCGAGUCGGUGGAGUGGUUUUUCGUUUUCAGAAGUUUCGAUCACUGGAGAGAAGCAAAAGUACAUAAAAGGAAAAAAUGACGCCGGUGGCCGUCGUGGAAUCGCCGCUCAGACGGUCCGAUGCAUCGCGACUAUUUCGAACGCCCCGUGCCCUUUCCGAAGAGGAAGUCGCAAACGAUGACGAGGCGGAACGAAGGAUCCGAAGGUCGGCAGCCUCCCUGGAUGAUAGUUCACUGUCCGGUGGGACGACCGUCGAGCACAACGAAAACAUCAAAAUGUGCCUUCAGCUGUACUCGGAUAAUAAACUGAGCAAAGACAACGCCUGGACGGUAACCAUUAUCGAUGCCUUCUCGAAACUGAUGUCCCGCCACUCGUCGAUGCAAAAUUUCCAGGUUGCUGGUUCGACACUGGAGGCUUCCACGAAGGUGUACGGUCUCCGGGUCGAUUCCGUGCACACCGACGUUAUGCGUAUGUGUUCGGAGCUGACGCGACAAUCCGCUCAAGCCAUGGACAACAACCGCGCGGACGACGAUGAUGCGGAUGCUGAAGCGAAUAAGGAGAACAAUGCGGCCGGAGGAGACGGAGCUGCCGGACAAUCGCAGGAUCCUAAGCCCAAGAAAAAAAGAGCCCGGAAGCACGUUAGCACCGUUACCAAGAAUAAGGACACCAUCAAUGCCAAACUGGACACCACUCCGUUCACGGAUCCGUUCUUUGCCAAGCUAAACUCAGUUGUUGGUGAUGUGAAUAGUUCCAGUAGAUUAAUGCAGAAUAUCAUUCCGACAAGUAACGGCGAAUUACGGUUGCGUAUGGAUUACGGGUUUUGGGACAGCAAAGAGUCGCCUGAGCUCGAUUUGGACGCGGAGGAAGACUACAGCAGUUGUAGUAUGACUACGGUUACGAUGAAUAGUGUUACUAUUGAUAAUAAGCUUCACCAGACGUUAGCGGGAUACGUAAUAACCGACGCUCCCGCAGAAGACGAUGAAAACGAUGAAGAAGUGAAGGAUACACAAACGCGCGAUGCAGAACCCGAACAACAAGGGUUGAACCGGUCUGCUCUCGAUGUUCAGUUCGACAUCGAUGCUGAGGUAGAGCCAGUCCCGGUAGGGGAUGCGUAUAUAAUCGAUUACGCGACCGCUGACGGAGCGGACAAUGACGAGCUAAAUGAGGAUGACCAAAUUGCGCUGCAACAUUGCCAUGGUCUGAAGCGCAAAACGGUCGUUAUCGAAGAUAUGCGACCGAUCGAUUCUUCAUCGAUUAAUUUGGAAUAUUCUUACCGAGCUCUGGAUGCUAUAUCCCAGUUCUGGGCGGGUCCCUCGCAUUGGAAGUUUAAGCGAUCGAAAAGUUUACGCGGUGUUUCAAUAGGAGCCAAUACGUUGAGUUUGGCACUUGCAAGCGCGAGCAAAAAUAAACAAAAGGACAAACAAACACGUAAGAAAAAACGUUUUGAACUGGAUACGCUGGAUGAUAUCAUUAGCGUUGGGGAGGAACUAUUCGUGGAGUAUGGCCAGAGCAAGACGGUUAAAAAAAUUACCCACCUAAAAAGUCUGAUCUGUAGAAAGUGGGACUCGAAAAAACUCAAAUUGCCGACUGAUUUCCAUCUCGAGCGCAAUCGAUUCGAUGUGAACGCUUUUGCUCAGGGUAUUAGGAUGAGAGACUUUGACGCUGCACCGGAGCCGGAUGUUUCGGUUGACGGUUACCAGUAUGACAAUCCGGUGGAUCAGAAUUACUGCAGUCGUGUGACGAACGAUGAAACUGAUAACGAGGCAGAUACGGGUCGAUUGUCAGCCUUCGGUGGAGAUCCUUCCGACCAUCACAACUUUGACGACGUUGUUGGCGGGACAGAAGAUGGUGGUGGAGCACCACCACUGAACACCAGCCUCGAUUUUAUUCCUUCAGAGUUCCAGGGAGCACCAGAUAAAGUAACCAAAAUAAACAUAGCCUACGCGAAGACAGCUAAAGUGGUUGACAUGAAACAACUCAAAACCUGCUGUUGGCGACUCAUCACCGAGCAAAUCACCGGCUCCAGCGCUGACACGGCAGAUGCGGCAAACAAUGACCAACUGCUUAAGGGUGACGGAAAGGCAAACUUCUCCGACAUCUACCGAGAGCUACCGCACAUUCUCAGCAAAUCAAUGAGCGAAAACAUUUCGAAAUCCCUAGCCUUCUACUCGGUACUGCAUCUCACGAACGAGCGGUCACUUCAGUUGCUACGGCAAGAGAAUUUAGAGGAUUUUCAAAUCCUACCACCCGCGUAACAGCUGGGAGGGCAGGUUAGUAAAUAUACUUUUUUUUUUAAUUCCGGUCGAGGACGAGAAAACUGAUAGUGCAAAGUAGUUUAUUUGCGAUAAUCUGCUGUUAUUUCCUGUCCAAUCGUGCCUAAAUUUUUGCAGGAUUGGUAGUGAAACGGAAACCCGAAACAGUGACUAGUAAUAUAUUUUAGUUUUAAAGCUUGGUACUCAUAUUUGCGGUUUAUGUAGUUUAGGCCCUCUCAGUAAAGUUACGUUUCAGUGAGAUUCUUCUCGAAUUUCGCCAAUGUAUUAGCUGCGUUGAGAAACCCAUUGAAAUCAGUGAAAUAGCUUAGAGUUAAGCAAUUUUCAAUGUACAAAUAACACCUGUUAAUAGAACUCUCUGAUA
Wyeomyia smithii (pitcher-plant mosquito) is the source of this 2834-nucleotide messenger RNA. RefSeq names its product condensin complex subunit 2 (gene barr). Bases 278 to 2455 code for a protein of 725 amino acids. The record is from RefSeq and is a predicted model, not a curated record. NCBI's taxonomy places the organism in Eukaryota, Metazoa, Arthropoda, Insecta, Diptera, Culicidae. Gene Ontology annotation, molecular function: chromatin binding. The transcript is spliced from 6 exons. Gene Ontology annotation, cellular component: condensin complex. Gene Ontology annotation, biological process: mitotic chromosome condensation.